AAAACCUUUUUGACGCAUGCGCACAACCUCUUUGGCCUAUGCGUUUUAGGGGAACCCCCCGGAUAGUGGAAUCCAUAUCCCACAAAGAGAAAGACAUGACACUAUGACACAUGGCACACUUUACGCACUCUUAUUAAAAAGACGUUGAGUAGAACUUUUUCUACAGCCGUGCGGAAAAUUGGUUUUCCCGCACCAGUGCGGAAAAUUUUUCCUCACGGCUGUCAAAAAUAAAAAUUUUAAAUUUCUACAAAUUAGGUAGUCAUACACUUAUUUCCGCACGCCUAACACUUGCGGAAAAAUUCAUUUUCAGCACUUGUUAGAAUCAAAAUUCCCGCGACAAAAUGUCCAAGGCACAAAGAACCGCCAUGGGCGAUUACUGGGCUAAAACCAUUGAAAAAGAAGCGGCACUCAGAUCCAUGUGGUUCCGUAAAAACGAGGCAAGAUUAAAUGAGAAUGCAAAUAAACUAAUAUCUUCUAGGGCAGUGCCUGAAGAGGUCAAGGAGAAAAUUAAAAAGAAUCGCAUAGAAGCAUUCCAGCAGAUAAAAAAAUUCCCAAGAAUUAAAACAGAAGACACAGUAAUAGAUUUCGAAGGCAACCUCCAAGACAUUAUGAGACCUGUAAAUCCAGAAAUUACAAAACUAAUUUACACAGGGCACAAUAAAGACGGACGCGAAAAUUACUUAAGAGAACGGGUCAAAUUAAUACCAGAAAAAAGAUUUUACUUUCCAGAAUGUACUAGUUGGGAUCAUGGCUGGAAACAGUGGCACAGAAUGAAAGAUAACAGAACUUUGGGUUUUGGAAGGCAGCAAAUCAUUAAAGCCUCCUUUUAUAGGCGAAGAGGAGUGGAAAGAGAUCCUGAGUGGUACAAAGAACCUGCGCAUAUUAAUCCAACAUUUUGUAAUAUGUGCCGAUAAAUGAUUUAUUAAAAAAAAAACAUUUCUAUAAGAUGUGAAUAUUCUACCUUAAAAACUUUAAAAAAUAAAUAAUAAUAAAGAGCUAUUCAUAAAAUACCAGAUACAUCAUACUUUGAACUCAAAAAACUAAAAUCUAAUAUCGCAUUUAAAAUACUGCCAUUUCCUUGUUACUUUUCCUUCUAUCUAGUUCAUUGUUAACUACCAAUUGGAAAACAUUAAAACGUUUCAGGGUAAUUUCCGUUCUGGACUGCUUCUUAGUUAUAGGAAGGUUUGUUUCCAAUUUUCCUUCCAAACGUUGCCUUCUCGCUUUAAUAGUUAUAAG
Molecule: messenger RNA, 1236 nt
Organism: Ceutorhynchus assimilis (cabbage seed weevil)
Lineage: Eukaryota; Metazoa; Arthropoda; Insecta; Coleoptera; Curculionidae
Source: the annotation of a GenBank genome assembly